Phycomyces blakesleeanus NRRL 1555(-) is the source of this 714-nucleotide messenger RNA. RefSeq lists its product as hypothetical. Gene Ontology annotation, molecular function: ATP binding; protein serine/threonine kinase activity. The record is from RefSeq and is a predicted model, not a curated record. NCBI's taxonomy places the organism in Eukaryota, Fungi, Mucoromycota, Mucoromycetes, Mucorales, Phycomycetaceae. The transcript is spliced from 5 exons. Gene Ontology annotation, cellular component: cytoplasm. Gene Ontology annotation, biological process: intracellular signal transduction; protein phosphorylation. The annotation marks the transcript as partial.
GGUACUUAUGGAAAAGUCAGACUUGGCGUACACCAACUGACCGGACAGAGAGUAGCCAUAAAGAAGAUCAGCAAACAGCACGCCCCAUUAAUGGCACGCGAGAUACACAAUCAUCGAUUACUCUACCACCCUAAUAUCGUCACACUUUACGAAGUGUUAAUGACCGAAUCUUCCAUCCAUAUCAUAUCCGAAUAUUGCCCAAAUGGUGAAUUAUUUGACAUGUUGACCCGAUGCGGGCGAUUUUCGGAGCGCCAGACCCAGCGUUGGUUUCUUCAACUAGUAGAUGCCGUCCUCUUUUGUCACUCACACAACAUAAUUCAUCGCGAUCUGAAACUCGAAAAUAUUCUCCUGGAUGCGGAAUACAAUGCUAAGCUUUGUGAUUUUGGGUUUGCACGACAAGCCGAAAAGAACCAAAUGCUGGGCACAUUUUGUGGAAGUCUAGCCUAUUCUGCUCCAGAGGUAAUUCGGCGUCAAAACUACACAGGUCCUGAAACGGACGUGUGGUCACUGGGUGUCAUUUUGUACACCUUGCUUGCAGGCGAGCUACCAUUUGACGAUGACAAUGAGAUUAUCAUAGAGCGUAAAAUUGUUGGUCUAGAUUAUAGCAUACCUAGCUACUUCUCUCCAGAAACCGCCGAUCUCGUCCAUCGUAUGUUAAAACUCAAGCCCUCCGAUAGAAUAUCAAUAGACAGUAUUCUCGCUCAUCCUUGGUUG